This is a messenger RNA of Mizuhopecten yessoensis (Yesso scallop), 618 nucleotides long. RefSeq names its product C-type lectin lectoxin-Lio2-like. The record is from RefSeq and is a predicted model, not a curated record. Lineage: Eukaryota; Metazoa; Mollusca; Bivalvia; Pectinida; Pectinidae. Bases 1 to 618 code for a protein of 205 amino acids. The transcript has 3 exons.
AUGGAAAAUUGGUUUCCGCUUGGCGACGUGACAUCAGUGGGCGUGGUGAGAUCAAAGUCUGAAUGUGGACUUCACUGCUCGGCUGUUGGUUGGUGCAUGUCCAUCAUAUACGACUCAGCCAAUAACACCUGUUAUCUUAACGACGUGUUGUUCACAGACGUAUCCAAUGGCUACUGGAGGCAGAAUACGACUCACUUUCAAGUGAAGAGUACUGUAACUGUACCUGAGGGUAAUGACUGCAAUGCUUUCACCGGAAUUUGCAUAAAUCUAUUGUCUUCUCUUCACAAUUGGAAUGAUGCGUUCGACGCAUGUGCGGCAAAAGGUGAACGAUUUCUUUUGAUUGAUAGCGCUGACAAGCAGUUGGAGGCCGAGCAAUUCAUGCAGGAUCAAGGUCUUAGCUCUUUAUGGAUUGGGUUGACUGACCAAGUAACCGAAGGAGUAUGGCUUGACGGGGAGGGAAAUAUUAUGGAGUACAGCAGCUUCGCUUACGGACAGCCGGACAAUGGAGGUAGUAACCAACACUGCGCGCUGAUGAGAGCCAACUAUGGAUAUAAGUGGGAUGACUUUAUCUGUAGUCAUAAAACGUAUGUCGUCUGUGAGAUGAUCUUAGCUAUGUAG